Molecule: messenger RNA, 2685 nt
Organism: Striga hermonthica
Lineage: Eukaryota; Viridiplantae; Streptophyta; Magnoliopsida; Lamiales; Orobanchaceae
Source: the annotation of a GenBank genome assembly
AUGGAGAAUAAUUAUACUUUCUUCAUCUUCUCUACUCUGCUAAUUAUAAUACUCAGCAGCACCAUUAACAACAGUAAAACUUACUUAGCCGCCACAACCGACCAAAACGCACUCGUCAAAUACAAAACUUCCAUCACCUCCGAUCCUUACCGUCUCUUGGCCACAAACUGGUCGACCGACACGAAUUCAUCCGUUUGUCAAUGGAUUGGUGUUUCGUGCGGCACCAAACACAAAAACAGAGUCACGGGCCUUAACAUUUCCGGUUUUGGCCUCGGAGGAACUCUGUCCCCACAUCUUGGGAACUUGACGUUUUUAAGAUACUUAGACAUCAGUUAUAAUACUUUCGCAGGGCCCAUACCCAGUGAGCUGUCUCGUCUGAGCCGCCUGAGGUCUAUAUACCUUUCUAGUAACAACUUCACAGGCUCCACACCCCAAGAGCUGUCCCGUUUGCAAGGCCUGCAAAUGCUAUUUUUACAUAACAACCAGUUAACGGGCUCCAUUCCACGUGGCAUCUUUAGUCUUGCAUCCAUUAGAAUUAUGAGGAUUUCGAACAAUUACCUCUCGGGUAUGCUUCCAAGUGACGAUAUGUGCAACAAUCUCCCCAACCUCAUUACGCUUUCCGUCUCGUUCAAUCAAUUGGAGGGCCGAAUUCCAUCGAAUAUAGGCAACUGCACAAAUCUUGAGAUCCUUUCGUUAUCCUUCAACCGUUUCAAUGGGGAAAUCCCAAGUGAACUUGCAAGUUUGAGCAUACUUAGGGAGUUGUACCUGGGCUCUAACAACUUGAAAGUGAUAUCGUUCAACCCACUUAACGGCGUCCUCCCUGAUUCCAUUGGGAAUUUAUCAAAAUCUCUUACAAUGUUUGGGGCACAUGGCUGCAACAUUAAUGGAGUUAUUCCUUCUACCAUCGGAAACCUGAUUGGUCUGCAACUUUUAGACUUAUCAAAAAAUCAGAUCACGGGACUUAUCCCUCCAACAAUAGGGAAAUUAUAUCGGCUUCAAAGAUUAAUUCUUUAUGUCAAUCAACUGCAUGGGUUUAUCCCUCCAAAUAUUUGUGGGAUGAGUAAGAUAGGUGACUUGUACCUUGAAGAAAAUAACCUCACAGGUCCCAUACCUGAAUGCUUAGGUGAGCUUAAAUCUCUAAGAAAUGUCUACUUAGGUUUCAACAAGUUGAAUUCCAGCAUACCUCUCAACUUUUGGAAUUUGAAGGACCUUUUGUUUCUCAACUUGUCCUCAAACCGUUUGAGUGGUCAACUUCCGUAUGAAAUUGCAGGUUUGAGACAACUAUCUCAACUAGAUUUGUCCCAUAAUCAAUUUUCAGGAGACAUUCCUAGAUCUAUCGAUGGUUGCGAAUCAUUAACGUUUCUAGAUUUAUCGGACAACAAAUUUGAAAGAUCCAUUCCUCCAUCACUGGGGAAUGUCAGAGCUUUGAUGGCACUGGAUUUAUCUAGUAACAAUCUUUUGGGGCUGAUACCUCAGUCCUUAGAAGGCCUCAAAUUACUUCAAUACUUUAAUGUGUCUUACAACAAAUUGGAAGGAAUGAUUCCCACAGGUGGCCCAUUUGUUAACAUUACUGCUCAAUCUUUUUUUCAAGACUCUGCUCUUUGUGGAGAUCAAAGAUUUCAAGUGCCUCCGUGCAUUGGGAAUAAUCUCAAGAACUCUAGACUGAAGAAAGUUGGUCGGCUGAUGAAGUAUAUUGUGCCUUCAUUCAUUUCAGUGAUCGUAUUAACAGCCAUAAUACUAUUUGUGUUUGUGAGGACACGAAAACCAAAAAGAGGGCUUGCUCCUAUUGAUGAUGUUUCACUUGGUGUUACUUGGAGACGAAUCUCAUACGUAGAACUUGUCAGGGGAAUUGACGCCUUCAGCGAAACAAACUUACUUGGAAACGGCAGCUUUGGUUCUGUUUUCAAAGGGGUGCUUUCUGACGGACUAAAUGUUGCAGUGAAAGUCUUCAACUCACAAUUAGAAAGGGCUAUCCGCAGUUUUGAUACGGAAUGUGAAAUACUUAGCAGUAUUCGACAUAGAAACUUGGUCGAAAUAAUUGGUUGUUGUAGCAACACAGAAUUCAAAGCUUUGGUUCUCGAAUUCAUGCCAAAUGGCAGCCUCGAGAAAUGGUUGCACUUGGAAAACUGUGUCUUGGAUUUGAUAUCAAGGCUGCAAAUUGCAAUAGAUGUUGCAUUAGCCUUGGAAUAUCUUCAUCAUGGCCAUACAUUCCCUGUCGUUCAUUGUGAUAUAAAACCGAGUAAUGUGUUGCUUGAUGAGGAUAUGGUUGCCCACCUUUGUGAUUUUGGGAUAGCCAAGCUCUUUGAUGAUGGGAAGAAUAGUGUUCUUACGAAAACCUUGGGGACAGUUGGUUACGCUGCACCAGAGUAUGGAUCAGGAGGCAGAGUGUCAACAAGUGCAGACGUUUAUAGCUAUGGCAUACUGUUGCUGGAAAUGUUCACGAGCAAGAAGCCGACUGAUGAUAUUUUAAAUGAACAGAUGAGUUUGAAGGAGUGGCCCAGAGUGGUACCUUGGGAAAAAACGGCCCUCUUCAGAGUUCAAAGUGAUGUUCCGGAGCAGGCCCGCCAGCUAGGAAGCGUCGUGGGCCAAUCCCCCUGGUCUCAUCGAACUUGGACUGUGUCCGGACCGGAGCUUGGGCCCAGUCCAGAUCAGGACCUAAGCAGUGUUUACAAGCAGGACAAUUGA